Molecule: messenger RNA, 7100 nt
Organism: Anoplopoma fimbria (sablefish)
Lineage: Eukaryota; Metazoa; Chordata; Actinopteri; Perciformes; Anoplopomatidae
Product: IQ motif and SEC7 domain-containing protein 1-like
Exons: 16
Coding region: 61-3840 (1259 amino acids)
Biological process (GO): regulation of ARF protein signal transduction; actin cytoskeleton organization
Molecular function (GO): protein binding; guanyl-nucleotide exchange factor activity
Source: RefSeq, a predicted model, not a curated record
GGGACCGCUCCAGCUGCGCACCUCCUCCUCCUCCUCCUCCUCCUCCUCCUCUGGAGAGACAUGGAGAGCCCAGCCGAGAACCCGACCAGGGCUGUGGAGUACUUGAAGGAGCUCAACAAGAUCAUCGACACCCAGCAGGAGCUUCUGGAGAGGCAGAGGGGGAGGAUAGAGGAGCUGGAGCAGCAAGUGUCCGACUUGUGCGCCGAGAACGGCCGUCUGAAGGAGCAGUACCAGCGGCACCUGGCCACCUGCAGGCUGCUGCAGGGCAGCAACAGCCUGGUCACACUGGGAGCCAUACAGGAGCAUAUCGCACAGGAAAAGUCUGAAUGUGACUCCUCCAGAAUGGUCAGGAGACACGCCUCCCUACCUGUGGAAGUCACAGAGAAUCCUGGGAGGUUGGUGGCUGCCGGCUGCAGAAGAGUCGUCCCCUGUCGCCAGUGGAAGUCUGCCUCCUUUGGUGUGGAAGGGGAUGGACGGCCCAACGAGAGUGGCCCUUCCCUGGAUGGUGGAGCCGGCUAUGGCCAGGGCCCGGUGACUCACGGCUCAGCCAUCAGUCCCGACCGAUUCGACAGCCCGCUUUACAGCCACGGGGUCCAGCCUGGGCCUCAGAGACCCCGUCGGCCCAAGCUCCAGCACUCGCAGUCCAUCCUACGCAAGCAGGCUGAGGAGGAGGCCAUCAAGCGGUCGCGCUCGCUCUCUGAGAGCUAUGAGCUCUCUGCUGACCUCCAGGACAAACAGGUGGAGAUGCUGGAGCGUAAAUACGGUGGACGAUUCAUAACCCGGCAUGCGGCCCGCACCAUCCAGACGGCUUUCCGCCAGUAUCAGAUGAACAAGAACUUUGAACGUCUCAGAAGCUCCAUGUCCGAGAACCGCAUGUCCAGACGCAUUGUCCUCUCCAACAUGAGGAUGCAGCUCUCGUUUGAGGGGCCUGAGAAAGUGCACAGCUCCUACUUCGAAGGGAGGCAGGUGUCUAUGACGGAGGACGGAGCCCCGCUGUCCAUGGUGCAGUCUGAACGUGGAGAUAUAGAGGUGCACCAACAGGCCAACAUGGCCUCUCACCAAGCCCCACAGGGUGACCUGACAGAUGCCAUCACGGAGCUGGAGGACGCCUUUUCCAGGCAGGUCAAAUCUCUGGCGGAGUCGAUAGAUGACGCACUGAACUGUCGCAGCCUUCAAGGGGACGAGGGUCCGGACCCAGACGCCAUGGGCUGCUCCAAGGUGGAGCGGGAGGCGCCCUAUCAGGUGAAGUCCCACCGCAGGGCAGCUGGACGAAUGCACGAUGAAACGUUGGCGUCCUACAGCGAUGUCACUCUGUUCAUCGACGAGGAGGACAUGUCCCCCUCUAUGGCUCGGUCCAGGUCGGGGGACCAGCCCUCCAGCACAGAAUCGGACUUGCGGUUGCGGUCGGUGAACUCCUCCCAGGACUACUGGCCUAUUGACCCCAAAGAUGAGGGUCGUGACACAGACACGAGCUGCCGCAGCACUCCUUCUCUAGAGUGCCAAGAGCAGCGUCUUAGAAUGGACCAUCUUCCUUUGUUGACCAUAGAACCUCCUAGUGACAGCUCUGCAGAGCUCAGCGACCGGUCCGACCGCGGCUCUGUCAAGCGGCCGCCCGUGUACGAACCGCACGGCCACAUCGUAACGUCGUCCCAGGCGAGCCCCAAACACAUUUCCCACGGACCCCCGCCGCGAGCUUCCUCCCGUGACGACGACCCACCUCUGCGGCACCGCCACCGCCAGCUGGAAGGCCACUUAGCCAUCAACGGCUCGGCCAACAGGCAGAGCAAGUCCGAAUCGGACUUCUCCGACGGGGACAACGACAGCAUCAACAGCACGUCCAACUCCAACGACACCAUCAACUGCAGCUCCGAGUCCUCGUCGAGAGACAGCCUGCGAGAGCAGACGCUCAGCAAGCAGACUUACCACAAGGAGACUCGCAACAGCUGGGACUCGCCCAUCUUCAGCAACGAUGUGAUUCGCAAGAGACACUACCGCAUCGGCCUGAAUCUCUUCAACAAGAAGCCAGAAAAGGGCAUCCAGUACCUGACCGAGAGGGGGUUCAUCCCCGACACACCGGUCGGCGUGGCUCACUUCCUGCUGCAGAGGAAGGGGCUGAGCAGGCAGAUGAUUGGAGAAUUUCUCGGCAACCGGCAGAAACAGUUCAACAGAGAUGUCUUGGACUGUGUGGUAGAUGAAAUGGACUUCCAGACCAUGGAGCUGGACGAGGCUCUCAGGAAGUUUCAGAACCACAUCCGUGUUCAGGGUGAAGCCCAGAAGGUGGAGCGGCUUAUCGAAGCCUUCAGCCAGCGUUACUGCAUCUGCAACCCCACGGUGGUGCGGCAGUUCAGGAACCCCGACACCAUCUUCAUCCUGGCGUUCGCCAUCAUCCUCCUCAACACCGACAUGUACAGCCCCAACGUCAAGCCCGAGAGGAAGAUGAAGAUGGAGGACUUCAUCAAGAAUUUAAGAGGUGUGGAUGAUGGGGAGGAUAUCCCUCGGGAGACUCUGGUGGGCAUCUAUGAGAGGAUCCGUAAGAGAGAGCUCAAGACCAAUGAAGACCACGUCUCGCAGGUGCAGAAGGUUGAGAAGCUCAUUGUGGGAAAGAAACCAAUCGGAUCGCUCCACCACGGCCUGGGAUGUGUGCUGUCGCUGCCCCAUCGCCGGCUGGUGUGUUACUGCCGUCUGUUUGAAGUGCCGGAUCCCAACAAGCUCCAGAAGCUUGGCCUGCAUCAGCGGGAGAUCUUCCUGUUCAACGACCUCCUAGUGGUAACCAAGAUUUUCCAGAAAAAGAAGAACUCGGUGACGUACAGCUUCAGACAGUCCUUCUCUCUGUAUGGGAUGCAGGUCAUGCUGUUUGAGAAUCAAUAUUACCCAAAUGGAAUCAGACUUACAUCAGCCAUACCAGGUGCCGACAUCAAAGUCCUCAUCAACUUUAACGCGCCCAACCCCCAGGACCGCAAGAAGUUCACAGACGACCUGCGAGAGUCCAUUGCCGAGGUCCAGGAAAUGGAGAAAUACAGAAUAGAGUCCGAGCUGGAGAAGCAGAAGGGGGUGGUGAGGCCCAGCAUGUCGCAGAGCUCCGGUCUGAAGAAGGAGGCUGGCAACGGGAACAUGAACCGCGCCAGUCUGGACGACACCUACGCCAUGGGCGAGGGCCUGAAGCGCAGCGCCCUCAGCAGCUCCCUGAGAGACCUCUCCGAAGCAGGCAAGCGGGGGCGUCGCAGCAGUGCAGGAUCACUAGACAGCAAUAUGGAAGGGUCCAUCAUUAGCAGUCCACACACACGCCGGAGAGCCACCACGCCACGCGAGGGUGCACCCCCGCGCGGCCACCCCUCCAUCCCUAACUCAGCAUCGACCUCCAUCCUCGGGUCGCUCUUUGGCAGCAAGCGAGGCAAACCGUCGUCAUCACAGGGCCACUCCCCCUUCCCUCCCCCGGCUCAGCCCACUCUCAUAUCCCACAAGCCCCACCCGACCAACCUGCACCACACAGCACAGGUAGCGCAUACAGUGCAGCUCCACGGCCACCAUUCCCAGUACUGCCAAGUCCCGCAGAACCCGCAGAACCCACAGAACCCGCCGCCGUACCACCACCACCACCACUACCACCCGCCUCCCCACACGCCGUACCAGCAGCAGCAGCAGCAGCAGCAGCAGCAGCAGCAGCACCCGGGCUACGGCUCCCACGCGCACCAACACCCCCAUUCGCAGCACAGCCAUUACAGCCAGCAUUCCCAUCACGCUUCACACUCCCAGCACGCUCCACACCACCACAGUCAGCAAGCGGGUUCGGCUCCUGGCGGACCCAAACCUAAACACAGUGGCAUCAGCACCGUAGUGUGAUGCUCCGGAGGAGGGGACUUAAAGGCGGAGGGACUAUUGCUUACACCAAAGGGACUGACAGCAUGACUCUAUGGCCUGUCCACUGUGUUUAACUGCUGCUGUGAUGGGAACCAAUCACACGCAGUCACCUUUUUCACCUCCAGGUCCAACCAAUAUGCAGGAUGGAAAUCGGACUCAGCAGUUCCAACAGGGGCCUUUUACUAGUUUGCCUGAUCAUGGUUCGGCCCCAUCAGGGUUUUUUGUGAGGGAAGUACAGGAAGACGCUCUAUGUUUUCCACACACACACACACACACACACACACACACACACACACACACACACACACACACACACACACACACCAACCGGCCGUGACGGCUUCAGAGAAAACAUGUUCUCUCACCAAGCCGCUUCCAACAGCUUCAUUCCUACAAUAGCCUGUCCUACCUUCACAUAAUCAGGAGGAGAAACGCCCUGAGAGACGAGAACAUGGCUGACUGUUUUUCUCUGUCACAAUUGAUGGCGUAAUACCUUGUGCACAGCCUUUCAGAAGUCAACUUUCAACUCUUCUGUUUGCAGAUCCUUCCAUCAUAUGAAUGCAAUUUUGUCGUUGCCUCCCGUAGAGCUCAUGUGUAGUGAAGAAACCUAGACUUAAUCAUUCAACAUCACAGGACAGGUGAACAACUGAGUUGACCGUCUCAGUCAUUGUAGUUCUAGUGCUGUAUUUACUGUAGAUGACAGCUAUAUGUGUUGUCUCCUAGCUCUCAUAAAUAAAUGUGCCAAUAAUUAAUGCAUAAUCUAUUUAGUCAAGACUUCAUGUACAGUAUAUUGUGCGUAAAGUAAUUUGUAAGAUUAUACUUACAAUUAUUAUUAUCAGCAAAAAUGAAUUUUAUCAGUAUUAUGCUGACUCUGUGGUGACAGGAUGUAGAUCUGAAAGGAGUGAACUCCCAUUCAGUCGGGCCUAUAAUCUAUUUCUGGAAAUUUUUGCCUUUCAAAUGGAUCAGAAGGAGCCUCUGGAUGGCAGCUGUUGCAUAUGGGCCUCAAAAGGCUGUGCUGCCGCAGCUGAAGCCUCAAAGCAGACUUUUCCUGUCAACUCUCGAAAAUGAUAAACUGGGCUGGUUGGUUGUUUUAAUCUCGGUUUACUUCUCAUACUGUGGCUGCUUAGACUGAAAAAAGUAAUAAAGAUUAAGAGUGAGAAGACAUUACAAAUACACUUGGAGUCUCAGCACUAAUGUUACAAAUAACCCCACAGAACGCGUUGAAUAUUGUUAAGUCCGUUAUCUUGAAAUUAUGCGACAGCUGCUCUCUUGACUCUUCAAAUCAAAAAAACUUUCAAAAUCUUCUUUUGCCUUCUUUAGUAUAUUUUUUUUAUUCGCCAACAAGGUAAAUGAAUAAAAAUCAGUUCUUACAUAGUGAAGUAUUUUUUUCAUCUUUUUUCUAUCAUAUGUGCAAUAUCUUUGUACUGAUUUUGUACAUUAACAACGAGAAAAGUGUCCCUCCAAUUUGUGCGUUUUUUUUUUUUUUUCAUGUUGCGUCGUUAUUUAUUUAUUUUUUGUUUUUGACCCCUGUCAAAGUCUUUCUUGGUAAAUUAAUGUGUGGCUGUCCUCGUGGUCUUAUGAGAGGCACAGGCUUGGAGUUCAGUGGAAUGUCUAGUAAGUGAUUUUUUGCAUGUAAUGUUAUUAAUGUGAGGCUAUCCUCUGCACAUUGUAUAACAAAUCAGUGUUAUCAUAGCAAGUUUAAGUGCAAUCAUGUUCAGAAAAAUGCAGACUUGUACUAUGAGUGGAAGUCUGUUAUCUUGUUGUCCAGGACGAGAUUCAGGUGAAAAAAAUAUAUCCUUUUUCAUUUGAGAAAUAUAUAAAUACUUACUUACACAGUUCACAGUGGAAAGAGGAAUGUGUGUAUAUAUUUUAAUAAAAGGAAAAAUGCUUUGGGCUGAACAAAAAUAUUUUGCUGGAUAAGCACAUAUGAAAGAACACUUUCAUUUUUUUCAGGAAAUGCAGUUAUAAUAUACAAAAUGCAAACUGAACAAAGGAACUGGGUAUAUAUGUAAAGAAUAACUUUCUACAUUCUACAAAUAAGAGUCUAUUCUAGUGUGUAAAUUAGUGACAGUAAACUGUUUGUCCCAAUAUUCAGGUUGUAAAUGUAUUUUAACAUUCACAAAGAAAACCAUUGCCAUAAGUCAGGCUUAUUCUCACACAUUUCUCCUCAUGGGAAUUAACAAGAAAGAACAGAUGACAGACAUAUCACAUACGGGACAUUAAUGAUCAGUUGAAUGUGUCUUUCCAUUGAUUUCAAUUUUUUUUUUUUUUUUUUUUUUUUUUGCUAUAAUUCUGAAAUCUUGGGGUGAUGUUUAACAAAGAAAUCUGUUUGUUUUGGUGUGUGUUGUAGUGCUUCAAAUGUCUACAGUCAUUCUCUGUUAGAAAGUACCCCAACAAUGCACUGCAUGGAUCAUCAUGUGUCCUAUUCACUGUGAGCUGAUAGGGGGGGGGGGGGGCGGAAAUCAGCCUUUAAAGUUUUGAUUCAUUUGGAAUUUCCUGUUGUGGAACGUGUUGCCCUAUGUUAGUUAUUGAAGCUCAGCAUGCAUUUCAUCAACAAAGCCAUUGUGUAAAUUACAAAUAUAAAGAACAUUGCACUUCUGUUGACGAGGGCUUUCAUCAUGUAAAUAUGGGAUUUUGGUGUGCAAACAGAUGAACUGCUUGGAAGGAGGGUCAAUCUUUAUGAAGCCCUAAAGGGACCAAGAAAAAAGGGGGUUAAAGCAGCUGUACAUAAUGUGUAUAUGAUCAGUACUCUAUUCUGAUAUCUGCAGUAAAGAACAUGCAUCACCUCAUAGAUGGAUUAGAGGGGUGAUAUAUGAACAUAUCGAUUGUCUCAGCCUCCAGCUGUCAUGGACUGAUAUCUGCUGUAGGAAUCAAAAACAGACUGUUAGAAAGUUUGUUGCCAUUUGCAUCCAGCUCUUUUUUCAUACAUGCAACCACCCCCUCCCACACACACACACACACACACACACACACAAACACACACACACACACACACACACACACACACACAAACACAGACACACACACACACAGACAGACAGACAGACAAACCUACAUACAUCAUGCUGCAAGCUGUUCAGUCUGGUGCGAGACACAUUUUAAAAAGAGGAAAAAGACAAGAACGGCCUCAUUUAUAUGUGCAUUCUGUUUGUACAGUGAGUAGUGAGUCAGUAAGACCCCAGUUAUUGUAAAACUUCCAACUGUGACAAUGUUGAGAACGCAAAAUAAACGAAUAUAUGACU